This is a messenger RNA of Xiphophorus couchianus (Monterrey platyfish), 5531 nucleotides long. RefSeq names its product dishevelled-binding antagonist of beta-catenin 1 (gene dact1). Gene Ontology annotation, cellular component: cytoplasm. The record is from RefSeq and is a predicted model, not a curated record. Bases 283 to 2841 code for a protein of 852 amino acids. NCBI's taxonomy places the organism in Eukaryota, Metazoa, Chordata, Actinopteri, Cyprinodontiformes, Poeciliidae. Gene Ontology annotation, biological process: regulation of Wnt signaling pathway, planar cell polarity pathway; negative regulation of JNK cascade; negative regulation of canonical Wnt signaling pathway. The transcript is spliced from 4 exons.
UGGUCCACCAGACGUCGGGCGUCAGACUGUGCAGAGCUGCUGGAGGACCCUCUGCGUGGAGGAUGCGAUGCUUCCUCCCGUAGUUUCCCCGGUUCCUCCCACCCACGGUCCACGGGCAUGAAGGGAUCUACUUGAUCCCGCGUUCCUGUUAAAUCACCAGCUGGUUCGGGAUCUGCUCGGGUUUAUGCAUCGGGUCUUUCCAGCUCGGUGAGUGUCAGUGGGUGCAUAUUCCCCACACACCACCGAUGCUGCAGGGAGCAGACGGAGCUACAGUCGCUGGACAUGCCGUUGUUUGCAGCCUCUAGGCGGGAGGGAGACGGCCGCUGCGGCCGGCACAGAGCGCCGUCAGACGGGGAGCGGCUGCGCUCCGUGCGGGAGCGGCUGGAGCUCAUGGUGUCGGUGCUGGGAGAGCUGGAGUACCUGCGGCACCGGCAGCAGCUGCUGGUCCUGAGCGCCCUGAAGGAGGAGGUGAAGGAGGUGAAGGAGGCGCGGAGCGAUGCUCAGCUGAGCUGCGAGGAGAACAUCCUGGUGCUGCGGAAACAGCUGAGCUGUCUGAGGAGGGACGCUGGAGUCAUCAGCGAGUUACAUGAGCUGGACCAGCAGAUCAACGAGCUGCAACUGGAACCGGAGCCGUCACAUGACCAACUGGAGACUGACAGCCGGCCCAGCUCAGGGUUCUAUGAACUGAGUGACGGGGCCUCUGGCUCACUCUCCAACUCGUCUCACUCGGUCUUUAGCGAGUGCUUCUGUUCGACCGCCGACGCUGAAGGAUACUUCCUGUCUACAGAGGAGCUGGCCAGCUGUUUGGAGUAUGACGUGCUGGUUGGAGGAUUUUAUGACGACUCGGGUUCCUCUGGCGUUGUCCGCCGCUCACUCUCAGCUCCUCACCAGGCUUCUCUGGAGGCUACGUCACUGGCUCCCACCGACUCCCCAUCUAAAAAUCUCUGCAAUUUUUUCCCCAGAAAUGCGAGCGACAUUUACAACUACCGAAGCCCGUCGCACGCUGCGGCCAUCCAAGGCUCUGCACUUCUGCAGGUUUCUGGUGACGGAGGUCAGUGCAGAGAUGAAGCUGGUGGUGAAUGUCUCAAAACAGAAACCUUCCCCAUACUCGGUUCUGUUUCAGGGUCUCUUAGACCUCAAGGCUCCACUUUCCAAACUCAUUCCAGUAAACACCUAGAGAAGUACAUCUUUGGUCUGCUGCAGCGGAGGGCCCAGCCCAUUAGGGCCAACAGACCCAGGACCAACAUCAGCACGGACCCCCUAAAGAGCGUCGUCCGUCAGCCCAGUCUCUGUUUGAGACAAGUAUCUGGUCCCUGUUCUGGUGCUGGAACUCUGCAGAAAGGGUCUGAAAUAAAAUCUGUGUUCCCUACUGGAGAAACCUCAGCAGAAGUCAUUACCAUCUCAUCUUCUCCGAGGCAAAGCUCUUUAGAAAGCAAAAAUGAAGAGAAGGGCACUCAGUGUGUUUCCCCUGAUGAUACAGUCAUCAUAAAAAUCAACAAAGGUGACUCAAACUCCAACCUGCAGAACAAUUGUUCUGUCACCAGUCGGGUCAAGAACACCAGGACAAAGAGAACCAUUAGCAAGACAGGCAAAGGGUCACUUUCGCUCUCUGGUGCUUCUGUCCCAACUCUUCUCACAGAUAACAAAGUUCAGAGAAGUCCAAAAUGUAACUCAUCAGACAAAGAGACGAGUCAGCCAUGUUGCCCUGUUGACCAAGAGCAGAUCGUCAAAGCAGUUCUAACAGCUAAAACACAGACUGGUGCUUCCAAGAAGCUCUCCAAGGCUCUACAAAGCUGCCCAUCAGAGGAGAACAAGUCAGAGCUGGUCCACUCCAGUGCAGAACCUUUUGCUCAGAAUCAUGAGGAAGACAUAAGAGUAGUAAGAAGAAGUCAUGUGGGGAAUGGCAACCUGGCCAAGCAGCAUAACGGUAAACACCGCAAAGGCAACAACAGGAAUGUUAAGAUUACCAAAGUGAAGAGCACCAAUAGAACAUCCACCAUGUUGGCUUCUGAGCGUAAGGAGGUGCCUUCAGAGAAAAAAGAUAAGUUCUGCCUUAACCCUAACAGGGUUCUUCAAAUAGACGAUGAAAGCUCCAACCAUGUCAAGGUCUCCAACAAAGGAACUUCAUCAGGCUUGAAAAACAUCUCUGCAUCCACUCUGUUAGCUGGACUCCCAGACAAGCAAGCAAGGUCAACACAAAUCUGCGUGAGAUCAGGAGUAUUAAAGCAGCAUCACCAUGGAACCUACCAUUCCCAUCUUCCCCAUGGUCGCGAACAGGUCAUCGUUGUGGCCAAGCCAAAGUACAAGUGGAAUGAUUACCGGCCCCUGCGUGCCAUCAAGGAAGUACCAUGCAACGGUGGGAACAAACACGGCCAGUGGCGGCAGAGAAAGAAGGUAGUCAGAAACUCUGCAGCCAAAACAUACCCCACCUCUGGGGGGCAGUGUAGCCCGUACUCCAAUGUUGCAGGGAGUGACUCAGAGUAUUCGGCCGAGUGUGUCUCACUCUUUCACUCCACCAUUGUGGACACCAGCGAAGACGACAAGUCCAACUACACCACAAACUGCUUUGGGGACAGCGAGUCUAGUGAGGAGGAAUAUGUGGAGGAGAACACCACCACCACGGACACUGAGGAGAGCGGAGGAGGAGGCCCUGGAGGGGGUGUGGGGGGUGGGACAGUCAGGCACAGGGGGCAGCUGAGGACGGCUCGGGUCACAGUAGGGAAACUGGAAAUGGACCCAGCUCAGACUAAGACCUUUGUUAAGAUUAAGGCAUCUUACAACCUGAAGAGGAAGAUACUCAGAUUCAGGUCGGGUUCACUCAAACUCAUGACCACAGUGUGACCGGACCAGAACCAGACCUGCUGGUUGUCUUACCCAGUUACUUCUGUUGCACGUAAAACAAAUCAAGUGGUAGAAAAAUAAAGGUAAGACAGGAGCUGGAAGGUACACAACAUGCAAAGCUACAGAAAGCAUCAAUUUAACACCUGACAUUUCUAUCAUCUCAGUCCUCUUCAGACUAAUGGAAGAAUCCAAACCAUCUUUGUAGAAGUUUUCUCCUGAAAUGAACAACAAUUCUGAUGAAACUUGCUUUCUAAACUUCUUCUUUUGUCGUUAUAAAAAACGCAACUGGCAAACAUUUAAACAUAUUAAAUCUGGGUUUCUAAAUUUACAAUAUGACAUGGUUGAGAUUUUGACAAAUGGUACUAAAAUGUCCUCCGGAAGUCCAGAGACUAAAGAAGCCUUAUUAGAAAUGCAGGUCAGCUAAACCGAACCCAGUUGAAACCAUGUAUUUACACUAACGGAUCACAACAUUCUGAAAUGUUCCCACUAAGCUCAACAGUGCAACAUUUCAACAUUUGGCAUAAUUCUGACAAAACAAACAUGGAAAUGAAACAAAACACGAAUGAAUAAAUCACCAUGUACCUCACAUUGUUCUUUCACAGUUCUUUCAAUGUUACCAUUCAACUCGAAAUGCGAUUUAAGGAAGUUUUUUCAACAUACCCAUCAAAAUUUCAUGAAUAUGUUUAUUAGUUCCUGUUUGUUUAUACUGUUAUAAAAAGCAUAACUGAGAGAAAACCUGUAAGCCACUUUGUAACUAAUUUGGCCGGAUGCUUAGGGUUAUUGUCCAUCUGGAAAACCCAUUUGUGCCUUCUUUAUCCAAGUGGUCACUACGGCCACACGCACUGGUUUUAGUUUCAUCAGACCACAGCACAUCUCCAAAAAUGAAGCUCUUUAUCUCAGAGUUUAUUUGCAAGCUGUAAUCUCAUUUUCACAUUACUUUUGGACUAAUGGCUCCUUUCUCCCUGAGUGGCCUGUCUGUGUCGGUACAGAACUUGUUUCAGUGUGGAUGAUGACACUCAGCAUCGUGUCCAGCUUCAGCAGCUUCACAAGGUUCAGUUUUUCUUCUGGGGUUGAUUUGUGCAUCUUACAUGCAAAACCUUUCACCUCUUUGACACAGGAGCGGGUGAUGGUUGGACAUUCUCAUGCUGUUUAUUCUCACACAUGAUUGUUUGAGCAGAUGAACGUGGAACAGUCACUUCAUUUUCUCGGUGCAGGUCGGAUAACUGCAGAUGUUUUCUGUAUAUGUGUGUGUGUGUGUGUGUGUGUGUACAGGAAGCUGGCGUAAUGCAACUAUUAUCCUGAACGUAUAAAGGGAGGCCAUUUUGGCUUCAGGGGAUGUGAGCGCUAUUCAAUUUCUUGUGUUUUUAUUUUGUUUUGUUUUUUCCGUCUUGAAGCUUGGUGGUAAAAUAUGAAACGUUCUGCCGUGUUCAGUGUUACAAAUUCAUCAUCAACAUUCUUGGGCUUUUUAAAAGCAACGCAGCUUGGGAGUAAAGGAAUUUCUUAAAGGUUUGUUUCGAAGCCAUUUUACUUGCUAAAACUUGUUGCUUUCUGCUUGUACAUUAGCUGCAUUUGGCUCGAGGCCUGAGGUUCAGUUUUGUAAAAGCAAUGUGUUUUUUUAUAUCCCACACUUUGAAGUAAGCCAUCAGUGGACAGGACAUGCUGUUAACAUGCUCGAUCAUAGCCAUGUUUUGUAUUCUUUAUUUACUGAGCGUUUCUGUUUGGCUCACAUUUCUGUAAUUGUAUUUUUUGCAGCUGUCUGCUGUUUUAACAUAUUUUUAAAGCUAUUUAUGCCUAAUAUAUUUGCUGUACAAAAAAACUCAUUGUUGACUCAAAGCCAGAUGGACAUCUGUUCCAGCUUUGUUUUAACUGCAGCUGAAAUUGAAAAUGAUAAAUGAUGUGAAUGCCUCGGGAAAGUGUCCACUUCCUGUGAUGACUGAACUCAGUUCUUUUAUUCGUAAGGCAACAACUGUCUUUGCCUUUAGUAUGUUUAUAGUUUUGGACAUGGGUUGUGAAAUGGCAAUACAUAAAUAAACCAAACUGAAUCAAACUACCACCUUGGCAGUGGGAUGAGGGUUAAACCAGCCUGAGCCAUAAGCAAACUAAGCUCCUGGGUAGGGCCCCUAAUUCAUCAGAGAGCCUUAAAAAAUGCUUAGUUUUCCCAGAGAUCAGAUCUACGAAAUUCUUAUUAGUUUAUUCAGAAUAAGUAUGUAAUUAAAUUUGACCUAAUAUUUCAGAAUAGAUAAAAGCUUCAAAAUUGCCUAAAAUCGGCAAUUUUGCAGGUGCAAAAAAUAUAGUUUGAUGGAAGAGGGCCCCCAAAUAAAAUGUAGUUUCAGGCCUCAUACAACUUUGGACCGGCCCUGAACUGGAUUUAGCCUCAUCAUCAGGGUCUACAUGCCUUCUUUAAAAAGAAAUUAAAAGCCAGGAUUGCUCUUACUAACGUCACAAGCUGCCUUUCUGUUUCAAGUUUUCUUUGCUGAUAUUUUUUCUGGUGUUGAAGUUAUUUGUAUUUCAAUGUCGCGCCAGGAAAGAAAUCUUCAGUCAGUAGCUGAUUGUAGGAAUGUUUCUGGACCAACUUCAUGCAUCACAGCUGGAGAAAUGAACGACUGUUACCAAUAUAUGUGUGUAUUUAAUGUACAUGUACGCCAAUAAUGGUGCUUGACCCUUUAUUAAAUGUGGAUUUCACAAUUGUG